UUCCUAGCGUAUAAACAAGCCAAAGAAAAUCAGGUUUAGAUGCUGCUACGUAGUCCAGCUCAGUGUUGUAGCUCAGCGUGGCAGCAUAAGUAGCUGAGCUUAGCUGCAGGGAUUCAGACACCAGCGCAGAAGACAGAGGCGAUAGUUGGUUCACACUCUCUGACCACACUUUGAUCUCUGCUGGGUUCCUGACAGAGCUCGCUGCCAACAUGGGGGCGGAUGGCAAGAAGCCGUACGUCAUCGCGGUGAUCAUACAGGUCAUCUACACCGGCAUGUUCGUCGUCUCCAAGGCGGCCUUCAACCAGGGGUUCAGCACCUACGUCUUCAUCUUCUACCGCCAGGCCGCCGCGUCUCUUCUCCUGCUGCCUCUCGCCAUUGCCCUCGAGAGGAAAAACGCGCGGUCAAUGUCGUUCCGGUUGCUCCUGAAGCUGUUCCUCUUUGCCUUAAUCGGAACUACAUUUAGCUUGAAUCUGUACAACGUGAGCCUCAAGUUGACAUCCGCAACCGUGGGCUCUGCAACCAGCAACUCCAUGCCGGUGGUCACCUUCUUCAUAGCGCUUCUGUUGAGGAUGGAAGUGGUGAAGCUGAGGAGCCCGUCAGGCAUGGCCAAGGUGGCCGGCGUCGGGCUGUGCCUCGCCGGGGUGCUCGUCAUCGCCUUCUACGUGGGGCCGUACCUGAACCCGGUGAACCACCACCGCGUCUUGGCUGCCGCGACCGGAGACGCCGGCGCGACGAGGGGGACGUGGAUCAUGGGCACGUUCCUCAUGGUGCUCGCCAACGUGACGUGGUCCCUGUGGAUCGUCCUGCAGGCUGCGCUGCUCAAGGAGUACCCCAACAAGCUGCUCGUCACGGCAACGCAGUGCGUCUUCAGCGCCGGCCAGUGCUUCGUCGUCGCCGCGGUCGCCGAGAGGGACUUCUCCAGGUGGCAGCUCCGCUUCGACGUCACCUUGCUCGCCGUCCUCUACACCGGGUUUGUGGUGACGGGGGUGUCCUACUACCUACAAGCAUGGUGCGCGGACAUGAAAGGGCCGGUCUUCCUCGCCGUGUGGACCCCGCUCUGUUUCGUCCUCACCAUUUUCUGCUCCUCCUUCUUCCUCGGAGAGAUCGUUCACCUCGGCAGUAUCUUGGGCGGAAUCCUUCUCGUUGGAGGUCUGUACAGCGUGCUGUGGGGUAAAAGCAAGGAGAACCGGAUUGCGCCAUGCGGCGAGACGAAUAUGAUCCGUGGCGUGGAGGACGAGAAUUCUGCAGAUGAUGAGGAGAAGAACGAGAAGAGCAACCAAGUUAACGGGGACAGGGAACACGAUAAGGAAGCAACGAUAUCGCCGGCUGAACAAGUCUGAUUUGAUCGAGUAAAUGAGGCUCCAUCUAUCUCAUGCGAUGCAUCGAGCAAAUGUGAAUUCUGAUUAGAUUGGGGAACAAAAAUGGCCCUAAAUGGAUUUAUCACCACUCUUUGGCUAAUUCUUAGUUGCUUAAUUUUUUAACAAAUCCUGAUCACCUCAAAUUGCAUAUUAUGUUACUAAGCCUUACAAUGCAAAGUUUGAAGCCUUCCUCCGUUUCGAAAAAAAAGGUUUGAAGCCUUACACUGUAAUCUUUGAA
Triticum dicoccoides is the source of this 1596-nucleotide messenger RNA. Its product is annotated as WAT1-related protein At5g64700-like. Bases 210 to 1340 code for a protein of 376 amino acids. Gene Ontology annotation, cellular component: membrane. The transcript has 6 exons. Gene Ontology annotation, molecular function: transmembrane transporter activity. The record is from RefSeq and is a predicted model, not a curated record. Lineage: Eukaryota; Viridiplantae; Streptophyta; Magnoliopsida; Poales; Poaceae.